CUUCAGGGUACCUGACAGCCUCUUCUGGCCUCUGCAAGCACCCACACACAUGACAUGCAAACACACAACACACAGACACACAUACAUACACAUAAAUGAAAAUAAAACUAAAAAUAUUUUUUAAAUCAAGUUUUGCCAAGGAUGUGGGAUGUCUCGUGCCCUGGGGACAGGAAAGGGAAAGGAACGAGCCACUCUGGAAAAUAGCUCUGUAGCUUCUCAAAUGUCAGCGAGAGAAAUUAGCAUGUGGCCCAGAAACCCCACUUCUGGAUAUAAACCAAGAGAUCUGAAAGCAGGAUAUUUUUAUUUGUUUGUUUGUUGAGAUGGGUGCUCUGUAGCCCACCAUGAUCUCAAAUAGACAAGGAUGAUAUGGACUCAUGAUUCUCCUGCCUCCACCUCCCAAAUACUGGGAUACUACAGACCUGCAUUGACAUGCUCAGCUUUGAAACCAGGAUCUCAAAGAGGGGUGUGUGUGUGUGUGUGUGUGUGUGUGUGUGUGUGUGUGUGUGUGUGUGUUUAAUGGCACUUCAAAUGGAAGUAACUUUUUUAUGUUUUAUUUUCUUUAUUUUUAUUUUCUGUCCAUUGUUUUUCUGGCUGUCUGUAUGUCUGUGUGAGGGUGUCAGAUCCCCUGGAGCUGGAGUUACAGACAGUGGUGAGCUGCCAUGUGGGUGCUGGGAACUGAACCCGAGUCCUCUGGAAGAGCAACCAGUGUUCUUAAUCUCUGAGCCAUCUCUCCAGUCCAAUUUUUAAUUUAGCCUAAAAAAAAAAAAGCAACAUAAUGAACGGUCAUUUGUUGCCUAUCACAGUGGCAGAGAGUCAAAUUCACAUUUCCAUAUGAGAUGAGACGGACUUCAGACCAAACAACCACGUGUCCUGUCCAUUAUUUCUGAAGAAAAUGGUCGGAAGUACACACCACAGGCCAGAGUACAGCCCUUGACUAAUCAGAUGCCCUAAGUGCCCCACACUUUCGCCUGCUGCUCAUUGGUUUUGUUAACUCCCGUGCUCUUCAGUGCUCUUCGAUGACACCCACAGGACAUUGCUAAUGGGUAGGGACACUGUUAGUGGCGGUCGACCCUGGCAGCCAAUGACUCCACUGAGUUGAAGUUAGAGGAGACUAGAGGGUGAGGGGGCACCUAGCCCCCGCCCCCCAGGAUAGGUGAGCGUCUUCCUAACUGAUGGCUUCUAUUUUCCCAGUCACUUGGGGCAGGUCAGCACUGAGGGCUGAGGAGAGAGGAGAGGGCACAGAGGAAUCCGGGAGCCAGCCAGGGCCUGGAGCUCACAGUCUCGAGCUUUCAGGCACUUCUCUCUCCUCGCUGGGUACGGCCCCAGAGCUCUCAGCCGCAGGAAAGAAUAGGCAGGUGAUUGAGUUCUGUCGGAGGGUCAAUCCUGAGAACAACUUGCUGCAGGCACAGGGAGAAGCUGCCCUGACAAAAUGUGAGGGCCAAGCUUCCCAGGAACCCAACAGCUCCUGCCCAUCUUCCUCCCCCUGAGAGCCUACACAUGACCCAUGAGCUCGCCUUGCUUCUUGCAGAGAUUGGUGUGGGCAUCACCGGCUUCGGCGUCUUCUUCAUCCUCUUUGGGAUACUCCUGUACUUCGACUCCGUACUCCUGGCUUUCGGCAAUCUGCUGUUCCUGACCGGCCUCUCCCUCAUCAUCGGCCUGAGGAGGACGUUUUCCUUCUUCUUUCAACGACACAAGCUCAAGGGGACCAGCUUCUUCCUGGGGGGUGUAGCCAUCGUGUUGCUGCGCUGGCCGCUGCUGGGCAUGCUCCUGGAGGCCUACGGAUUUGUUAGCCUCUUCAAGGGCUUUUUCCCUGUGGCCUUUGGAUUCCUGGGCAGUGUUUCUAACAUCCCCUUCCUGAGCACCCUGUCGCAGAAAUUUCAAGGCUCCAGCUCAAUGGUCUGAACCGUCGAGAUGCGCUCCUUGAACUUGGAUGGUUGGUGGAGGGGCUGGAAGUGGAAUGGGGGUUAUUCUCAUGAGCCCCCCUCCCCAGCACUGACUUACUUCCCAUCACACUCGGGAAGAUGGAACUGAUUGAUCUUAAACCCCCAAGUUAUCUCAAGACGCUGCCAGGAGUAGAGAUCCUGACCUUGACACCCAGCGGAGGCUGGAAGCAACUUUCCCAACCCGAAUUUAUACAGGGGAGUGAAGAUUAAAUUCUCAAGCUGUGAAUGUGUCUGAGAUUUGGGGUUGAUGUCUCCAGUCCAGGGUAUCCAGUCCAGCCCUAGGUUGUAUUUGCAAUCACUUCCCACCCUGACACUAUAAGGUAUAAUUGCAACCUCUAAGAGUCAGACCCUGCAAUUGGUAUAAUUUUCAUGCUGGUAUUUAACAUCCUAAAGGGUCUGAUAUGAUUCUAAGCUUCAGUUAACAUUAGGCAAGCAAUGGAAACUAACCCACACCGCACCAGGAAGAGUAUCUCAGCCCGAGGUGGCCACUCCACACAGGACACAGGACACAGCAGGUAGAGUUGGUGCAGAAACCACCUUCUGUUUGGGGGUGGAUGGUGCCAUUGCCUUCAGAGAAUCCAGCCUCACAGCCAAGCUGGUCCUUGUUCUGGGGAAGCCCCUUGUCUCAUGGUAAAAGAGUUUUUCUUUGUUUUGUUUUUCUGAGACAAGGUUGGCCUGGAACUCUCGAUCAUCCUGCUUCAAGUGUCUGAUUAUAUAUAUUAGGGAUUAUAUAUAUGAUGCACCAUCCAGGCUUAAAAGGAGUAGACUGAAGAAAGGCACAGGCCAGGCUUUGGUGGCACACACUUUGAAUCCCAGUACUUGGGAAGCGGAAUCAAACGGAUCUCUUGUGGGUUCAAGGUCAGCCAAGGCUGCAGUGAGACUCUGUCUAAAAUAAAAUAACAAACAAACAAACAACAAAACCCUUAAGGGAAGAAGGGGGGGAUCAGAGUCAUGGUGAGCAUCCAUUGAGCUCCUUCCUCUAUUUGCCUGGCAGCGGAGUAGGUGCUAGGGGGUACCAAUGGAGGCUGCCCUCGCCCUUCAGGCACCCAGUGCCGCCCACUCUCCGAAUCUGCUUUCUCAAGGCCAGCUUGGCAGCAUCAAGUACAAAAUAGGUAUGCCCUCUCCCUCUCUUCCUUCUGAAGUAUUAUUAUAAUUUGGGAGUGGGGGCGGGGCAAGGUCUCACCACGUAGAACAGGCUGUCUGCAAACUCGUAGGUCCAGCUGCCUCUGCCACCCAAGUGCUGGGGGUGGAUGUGCCACUAUGCCGGCCACGUUUUGAUUUUUUGAGACAAUAUCUCAACUCUGUCACCCAGCCUGGCUUGGAACUCUCUGCACAUCCCAGACUGACUUCAGACUUACCAUCCUUCUGCCUCAGGCACCCAGGAGGUAGAAUUCCAUGGAUGGGCCGCUAGGGCCAGCUUUACUCUCCUUCCUUACAGCCUGCUGCCUACAUAACUGUCCGGCACAUCUGACCAUGCCCUAGCUCAUGCAUGUCACACAACAUGUCAUGCAGGAGCUCAGGA
Peromyscus californicus insignis is the source of this 3465-nucleotide messenger RNA. RefSeq names its product golgi transport 1A (gene Golt1a). Gene Ontology annotation, cellular component: endoplasmic reticulum; membrane. NCBI's taxonomy places the organism in Eukaryota, Metazoa, Chordata, Mammalia, Rodentia, Cricetidae. The coding region runs from base 1498 to 1902 and encodes 134 amino acids. The transcript has 4 exons. Gene Ontology annotation, biological process: retrograde transport, endosome to Golgi; endoplasmic reticulum to Golgi vesicle-mediated transport. The record is from RefSeq and is a predicted model, not a curated record.